Molecule: messenger RNA, 1740 nt
Organism: Gopherus evgoodei (Goodes thornscrub tortoise)
Lineage: Eukaryota; Metazoa; Chordata; Testudines; Testudinidae
Product: syntaxin-binding protein 5-like
Exons: 5
Biological process (GO): regulation of protein secretion; regulation of exocytosis; regulation of DNA-templated transcription
Cellular component (GO): plasma membrane; cytoplasm; SNARE complex
Molecular function (GO): syntaxin binding; myosin II binding; GTPase activator activity
Source: RefSeq, a predicted model, not a curated record
AUGGAUGGAUACGAGUCCAGGUCUGGGAAAGCCAAAUUCCUGCACGCGAGUGAGAGCAACUGCCAGGACAUCGACGAGUGCUGCAAGACCUCAGAUAUCUGCAGUCCCAAGGUCAUGUGUAUCAAAACCAAUGGGAGUUACUGGUGUAAGUGCCGGGCCGGCUACGUCCCCUCCAACAGGAACACGACCCUGUGUCAAGUUGAAUGCUACUGCCAACAUGAUGCUGAAACUGCAGUAAUCCAGCUCCAGUUCCUGAUUAAUGAGGGAGCUCUUGUGAGUGCCUUGGCUGAUGACACAUUACACCUAUGGAAUUUGCGUCAGAAGAGACCUGCUAUAUUUCAUUCACUCAAAUUUAACAGAGAAAGGAUAACAUUUUGCCAUCUGCCUUUCCAAAGUAAAUGGCUAUAUGUGGGUACCGAAAGAGGAAACAUUCACAUUGUCAAUGUGGAGUCCUUUACACUCUCAGGCUAUGUCAUCAUGUGGAAUAAAGCCAUUGAACUGUCAUCCAAAUCUCAUCCAGGACCUGUUGUCCAUAUUAGUGACAAUCCAAUGGAUGAAGGAAAGCUCUUGAUUGGCUAUGAGUCUGGAAUAGUAGUAUUAUGGGACCUCAAGUCAAAGAAGGCAGAUUACAGAUACACACAUGAUGAGGCUAUUCACUCUGUUACUUGGCACCAUGAAGGAAAACAGUUCAUUUGUAGCCAUUCAGAUGGUACCUUGACCAUAUGGAAUAUAAAAUCCCCUGCCAAGCCACUUCAGACAAUCACUCCACAUGGAAAGCAGUUAAAAGAUGGGAAGAAGCCAGAACCUUGCAAACCUAUCCUAAAAGUGGAAUACCAAACAUCUAGAGCUGGGGAGCCUUUUAUCAUUCUGUCAGGAGGCUUGUCGUAUGAUACUGUAGGAAGAAGACCCUGUUUAACAGUCAUACAUGGGAAAAGCACUGCUGUGCUAGAAAUGGAUUAUUCUAUUGUUGAUUUUCUAACCCUCUGUGAAACUCCGUACCCUAAUGAUUUUCAAGAACCAUAUGCUGUGGUGGUUCUUCUAGAAAAGGAUUUAGUACUUAUAGACCUUGCACAAAAUGGGUAUCCUAUAUUUGAAAAUCCCUAUCCUUUGAAUAUACAUGAAUCUCUUGUUACCUGUUGUGAAUAUUUUGCUGAUUGUCCUGUGGACCUCAUUCCUGCACUUUAUUCAAUUGGGGCUCGACAGAAACAUCAAGGUUACAGUAAAAAGGAAUGGCCUAUCAGUGGAGGCAACUGGGGUUUAGUCACUCAGAGCUACCCAGAGAUCAUUAUUACAGGACAUGCUGAUGGGUCAAUCAAGUUUUGGGAUGCCUCUGCAAUAACACUGCAAGUACUUUACAAGCUAAAAACAGCUAAAGUAUUUGGAAAAUCAUAAAAUAAGGAUGACAAGCCAAACACAGAUAUAGUAGAUGAAGAUCCAUAUGCCAUUCAGAUCAUCUCGUGGUGUCCAGAAAGUAGAAUGCUGUGCAUAGCAGGAGUUUCUGCACUGGGGUUGUUAGUGGGGCAGCAGAUACUGAGAGUUGGACCCCAGCUCUUUCAGAGGCCAGUGACUUUUGAGGAGGUGGCUGUGUAUUUUACCAUGGAGGAAUGGGCUCUGCUGGACCCUGUUCAGAGAGCCAUCUACAGGGAAGUCAUGCAGGAGAACUAUGAGACAGUGGUCUUGCUGGGGGCUGUGAGCAGUGUGUCUGAGAUAGAGGUGGGACUUUUGGUGAUGCUUGUAUGA